GCGUGGGAGCGGCCGCCGCCCGCCCCGCGGAAAAGAGGGGGCGGGGAAGGGGCGGCCGGGCGCCUCCGCCGCGCCGGUCCUGGGGGAGCGAGGCUGCAGGUGGGCGCGCUGCCGCUCGGGACUCGCUUGGAAGCGCCUCGCCCGGGAAAAGUUUCUGUCUCCUCUUUCCCCCUCCCCCCCACCUUCUUUCUUUCCCUUUUUACCUCCUUCCCUUCCUCUCCUUUAUCCUGUCCACUGGCACCAUGACGGCAUCUCCCGACUACCUGGUGAUCCUCUUCGUGACUACGGCGGGCACCAACGGGGCAAGGAUGGGCUCGGAUGAGCGAGAGCUUCUCCAGCUCCUGUGGAAAGUGGUCGACCUGAGGAGUAAGGAGCUGGGGCACCUGCAUGACGUGCUGGUCCGGCCUGACCACCCAGAGCUGACUGCUGAGUGCCAGGAGAUCACCCAGGUCGAUGUGGAGAGCCUGGUACUGGCUCCACCGCUGGAGCAGGCACUGAGACAGUUUAAUCAGUCGGUGAGCAAUGAGCUGAACAUUGGUGUAGGUACUUCCUUCUGUUUCUGUACUGAUGGACAGUUGCACAUUAGGCAAGUUUUGCACCCUGAAGCUUCCAAAAAGAGUAUCUUAUUACCUGAAUGCUUCUACUCCUUUUUUGACUUGCGGAAAGAGUUCAAGAAAUGUUGCCCUGGCUCACCUGAUGUUAGCAAACUCGAUGUUGCAGCCAUGACAGAAUAUUUAAGUCUUGACAAGAACAGUCCAGCGUUUCCCUAUGGAGCCUCUCAAGUUGAAGACAUGGGAAAUAUUAUUCUAACACUAAUAUCUGAACCAUACAACCACCGAUUUUCAGAUCCAGAAAGAGUGAACUACAAAUUUGAAAGUGGACCUUGCAGCAAGAUGGAACUUGUGGAUGACAAUGCCGUUAUCCGAGCAAGAGGAUUGCCGUGGCAGUCGUCUGACCAGGACAUAGCCAAGUUCUUCAAAGGCCUAAAUAUUGCCAAAGGAGGUGCUGCACUUUGUCUCAAUGCCCAGGGUAGGAGGAAUGGGGAGGCUCUCGUGAGGUUUGUAAGUGAAGAGCAUAGAGACCUGGCACUGCAAAGGCACAAGCAUCACAUGGGGAGUCGAUACAUCGAGGUAUACAAGGCAACAGGUGAAGACUUCCUUAAAAUUGCAGGAGGCACUUCCAACGAGGUUGCGCAGUUCUUGUCCAAAGAAAACCAAGUGAUUGUCAGGAUGCGAGGUCUUCCUUUCAAUGUAACAACAGAAGAGGUGCUGACGUUUUUUGGCCAGCACUGCCCUGUCACAGGAGGAAAGGAGGGAGUUCUGUUUGUCACGUACCCUGAUAGCAGGCCGACAGGGGACGCCUUUGUGUUGUUUGCUUGUGAGGAAUAUGCACAAAACGCACUGAAAAAGCAUAAGGACUUGCUGGGGAAAAGGUACAUUGAACUCUUCAGGAGCACUGCAGCAGAAGUUCAGCAGGUGCUGAACAGGUACUCUUCCACUCCUCUCAUUCCUCUCCCGACACCUCCUAUUCUUCCAGUAUUACCUCAACAGUUUGUGCCUCCCACUAACGUCAGAGACUGCAUACGUUUGCGUGGUCUUCCCUAUGCUGCUACUAUCGAGGACAUCCUGGAGUUCUUGGGGGAGUUUUCCACAGAUAUCAGGACACAUGGAGUUCAUAUGGUCCUGAAUCACCAGGGACGUCCAUCAGGAGAUGCUUUUAUUCAGAUGAAAUCUGCAGAUCGAGCUUUUCUGGCUGCACAGAAGUGUCAUAAGAAGACCAUGAAGGACAGAUAUGUUGAAGUCUUUCAGUGUUCUGCUGAGGAGAUGAACUUUGUAUUAAUGGGGGGCAUUUUAAAUCGAAAUGGCUUGUCCCCACCACCAUGUAAGUUACCAUGCCUUUCACCUCCUUCCUACUCCUUUCCAGCUCCUGCUGCAGUUGUGCCAACAGAAGCUGCCCUGUAUCAGCCAUCCAUGCUUCUCAACCCACGAACGCUCCAGCCCUCCACGGCAUACUACCCUGCUGGGGCUCAACUCUUCAUGAACUACACGGCAGCGUACUACCCAAGUACGCAGCAGAGGAUGGACUUGUACACACAAAUGAUCCGGCCAGGACAGUGUCCAAAGAAUGGAUUUGCAUUUAAGGGCCCCAGCAGUUAGACUUCCUUAGAGAAGGUAAGGAUAAACCAGGACGUGGGUUUGGGGGUAUCAGUGUGUGCUUCAGAUAACCACCAUACUGCACAUAACUUUUCAUUUGCUGCCCUGGGAACAUGGCUAUUCUUUGCUACAUCCAGAAUGUCACACUGCAAUAUAUAAAACCUUGGCUACUAAAACCAUCACUUAAAGGAUUUUGACUACUCCAGUCUUGUUAUGGGCUGCUGCUUUGCAUAGUUCCCAGGGCUCCAAAUGCAUGUUACUUCAAGCUUUAGUAUCAGCACUGAGAGGCUCCAGAAGCUCCUCAGAGUCAGUUUGCUCUGAGGAGUAAAGUGCAGAGAUGAUGUUACCCUCUUAGCAAUGCGCUAGAGUCUGGUGCUGGUUAGGCAGAAUGAUCUACUUUCUUAGGUAACUACAACAUCCCAUUUUUAAUCUCCUGCUGAUGUAAAAUUGCAGCAGUGAAGUAGACUGUGUGUGGAUAACUGACAACUACUCUCUUGCUUUGUGAGCUUUCUGAUCAGGCCACUUCAGCCUUUCAAGCUUGGUUUACUUGAUCUUCUGUAUAGGAACAAUCAAAGGGUGAAGUCACCCAGAAAGCAUUUGUGCACAAAAACGCAAGUUGAACUGAAAAGCAGUGUAUUGUUGACCACAGUGUGUGUUUUAUGUGCAGUAGUGCCAGAGGAAGGUAUAGAAAUAUAUUUACAAAAAAUGCUUCUGUAAUCUCAGGUCUUUUAAAAAUAGAUAGUCAAAGAAGUGGUAAGUUUUAUUUUAUACUCUCUUUUCCUCUAUUGCUUUUCUCACCUUCCCCUCUGAAAAAUAACAAGGUGUCCUCUUUUUCACAUUCUCUCUUCUCUGACACAAAGGUUAUUAGCCCAGGAUGUAACCCACUUCUGGGCAAAAGCUGCAUCUACAGCAUCACCUUACUGUCAUCUGGUCUAAGAGUCCUGCCAAGUUAAGUACAGCACAUAUGAAAACAAAAGUGACCACUGCAGUUGGCCAACAAGUUGAUUUUUUGUCUACAUUGAUAAAAAUAAACCUCACCCCUAUAACUAACAAUCUGAGACCAUAGUUGGUUAGGCCAUAGGUGAUUAGUAGCAUCCUGGCUUAAACUGUGUUACAUUGCUUCCCAUCCACCCAUAGCUGCUUGUCUGUGGUGAGCUUUAUCGUGUAGCGACCUAGGUCAGGGAAGCUGAUCCAACUGGAAGAGUCCAUGGGAUUUGUCUUUCAGUCUGUUUUCACCCAUUCCAGUUUACAGCUUAGCUGCAUGUGUACCUUGUGUCAGCACAGAGAUGGGAGGUAGAAAAGAAGCAAAGCAGGCACUGAGGGAUAGUAACAGCAUUGCUAUGUUGGAGUUGGUUGUAACGCUUAAUCUCAAAAGCUAAAAAGGUCAUGUAAUAUUGGAUAAAUUAUGGCAUACUCAUAGUGAAACAGUGUUAUUCUCUCUAACAAAAUAUCAUGGGAAACCUGUGUUUUAAGGUGAAAAAACUUUUGAUCUUUCUGUAAAAAUUUGGAAAUUAAGAAAUUAAGAUUUGUUUUUAUUGUGGUGUUCAGUGACCUGCACAACUCUUUCACACAGAUUCCUCCACCCUUUCUGAGGUUUUGAACAAACACAGCGAGUCUAGAUGGAGAUUUUGAUAUAUUCCCAGUUUUACCACAGCUCAAGCCAGUUGUGCUCCAGAAAAAAAAAAAAUCACAACUCUGGAAAUCACCAGGUGGACCUCUUAACUGUUCUAAAGUUAAUGCACAGUUUUUGGACAUGCACGCACUAGACCACUAAGCCCUUCACUGAGAGCACAGCUGCUGAAAUCAUGCAAGUCCUUGAGGGUUUUCUCUUGAUAAAGAAAGUGUUAAUCUACUCAACACAGAAAUAGUUUAGGCUAAAGCUACAAAAUCUGAUCUACUAUGUUCUUUGAAAUAGCCAAAGUCUUUUUCUACCUAAUUUUGCA
This is a messenger RNA of Colius striatus (speckled mousebird), 4096 nucleotides long. It is a transcript of the gene ESRP1, whose product is annotated as epithelial splicing regulatory protein 1. Bases 243 to 2156 code for a protein of 637 amino acids. Gene Ontology annotation, molecular function: RNA binding. The record is from RefSeq and is a predicted model, not a curated record. The transcript has 14 exons. Gene Ontology annotation, cellular component: ribonucleoprotein complex. NCBI's taxonomy places the organism in Eukaryota, Metazoa, Chordata, Aves, Coliiformes, Coliidae.